Molecule: messenger RNA, 1937 nt
Organism: Linum tenue
Lineage: Eukaryota; Viridiplantae; Streptophyta; Magnoliopsida; Malpighiales; Linaceae
Source: the annotation of a GenBank genome assembly
AAUAAAUCGUCAUCUUCAGCGGAUAAAAAGAAUAUGCUCCCAGCUGCUUCGUUUCCCUUCUUUGUUGCAGUACUGUGAACUCUCCGCCUUGGCAAUUCACCAAGACCUUUCGCUAACACUCCCAGUCCAAACCCUAACGAGGAUUCUCUGCUUCUUGCCGACCGUCUAAGAUUUCCCUGUAGUAUAUAAACUUCGAAAAGAUGCCGCACUUGCUUUCAACUUCUAGCACCCUGAAGUCAUGCUUCAGCCGCCCUUUCACACAAUCUACAAGUCAACAGCACACAACAGAUUAUCCUCGAUGUUUCACAUUCAAAACCUCUGGUUACAAGUGUAAUGGGCUGGUCUUGCAGCAAGAUCCAUCGUCACAUCGAAGCUGUAUUGUUCGUGCUGCUGCUGCAGUCCCUGCCAGCCGAGAAGCUCCUGCUACUAAUCCCAGAUCUGGUAGCUCCCAGGCUGCCGCGGCGGAUGGACUUCCCAAAGCACAGAAGGUUAUGGUCAUUGGUGGGGAUGGUUACUGCGGCUGGGCUACUGCCCUCCAUCUCUCAAACAAAGGUUAUGAGGUAGCCAUUGUCGAUAGUCUUGUACGCCGCCUCUUCGAUCACCAACUGGGUCUAGACUCUCUCACCCCAAUUGCUUCCAUUCACAAUAGGAUUCGCCGAUGGAAGUCUCUAACAGGGAAGACUAUUGAGCUCUACGUUGGUGACAUUUGUGACUUCGAAUUCUUAGAAGAAGCCUUCAGGUCAUUCCAACCUGAUGCUGCUGUCCAUUUUGGGGAGCAGCGGUCUGCUCCUUAUUCGAUGAUUGAUCGAUCUAGAGCUAUCUUUACUCAGCACAACAAUGUGAUUGGAACGCUUAAUGUCCUCUUUGCUAUCAAGGAAUUCCAACAGGAUUGCCACCUAGUGAAGCUGGGAACAAUGGGAGAAUAUGGAACCCCUAACAUUGAUAUUGAAGAAGGUUAUAUUACAAUAACCCACAAUGGUCGAACAGACACAUUGCCUUAUCCUAAGCAAGCUAGUUCCUUUUAUCAUCUUAGCAAGGUGCAUGACUCACACAACAUUGCAUUCACUUGCAAAGCUUGGGGAAUUAGGGCUACCGAUCUCAAUCAAGGAGUUGUCUAUGGAGUAAGAACAGAAGAGACUGAGAUGCAUGAAGAGCUGCAGAACAGACUUGACUAUGAUGCUGUCUUUGGAACUGCAUUAAAUCGUUUUUGUGUCCAGGCUGCAGUUGGACAUCCGCUUACUGUAUAUGGUAAAGGUGGUCAGACCCGGGGUUACCUCGACAUAAGGGAUACAGUGCAAUGUGUUGAACUUGCAAUUGCAAACCCUGGGCGACCGGGAGAGUUCAGGGUCUUCAAUCAAUUCACGGAGCAGUUUUCUGUCAAUGAACUUGCUUCCCUUGUUACAAAUGCUGGAAAGAAGGUUGGUCUUGAUGUGAAGACAACCUCUGUCCCCAACCCUAGAGUGGAGGCGGAGGAACAUUACUACAAUGCUAAGCACACCAAAUUGAUCGAGUUGGGACUCCAGCCACAUCUUCUCUCGGACUCUCUCCUUGAUUCCUUGCUCAACUUUGCAGUGAAGUACAAGGACCGUGUUGACACAAAACAGAUAAUGCCCAGUGUUUCCUGGAAGAGUAUUGGGAGCAAACCAAAGACCCUUACAUCCUAAUCCAAUGGGUAAACUUGGGGAACAUCAUUAGCAUUGCAAGGAACAAGAGGUGCUUAAUGUUACUGUUUGUUUUUUGUAUAUUUCCUUGAAAUGUCCUUUUUCUUUUACGGUUAGUAGUUAGCAUGAAGUUCCCCGAGAGUUCCCUUCCCAACUUGGUGUGUUGUCUUCUCCGCAGUGUAGCUGGUUGGUUGUACAGUUUGUGAACACAAUAAGAUGGCAAAUGACACUAGCCAGCCGGUGUGUGACAUUUGUUCAGAGGAUUUAUUUUAAGUC